AUGAUACUUACACAUGACAGUUCAACAAGACCGCUUCUCCCUACUGAUGAGGACAACUUGAACACACAAUUGGAAAGGAAGGGUAGACAACAAUCAAGGGGUAGAGCAAGAAAUCAGUUGAGCCCGCAGAGAAGUGUCUCCAAUAGGAACGUGGCAGAGAUGCUAUUGGGGAGAUCCACAACUCCUGUUCAAAAGGCCCUUACCGAUACUAAUAAUUUCAUUGAGAUGGGGGCGAAACAUAAUAAUAAUGAUGAUAAUGACGAUAAUACUAAUAAUAAUACUAAUGACAACGACACUAAUCUCCUGGAUGAGACGAUUGAUGAAACUGAUGACAAUGACGAUCAAGCAUCACUUGGAAGUCAAGAUAAUACAACAAUGAAUGGAUUAUCAAUGGAUGCAAGUUUCAAGAAAAGAAAAGACGAAUGGGCAGAAAGAGGUGCGGCCAAGAUUAUACAAGAAUCCAUUAAUCCAGAAACUGGACAGAAAAUGAGGCAUGUAGUUAAAAAGGGAAUCAAAGAUUUUAAAUUUGGUGAAAUGUUAGGUGAUGGUGCUUAUUCCACAGUAAUGUUAGCCACAUCGAAUGAUUCUGGAAAGAAAUACGCUGUAAAAGUAUUGAAUAAGGAAUAUUUGAUACGUCAGAAGAAAGUGAAAUAUGUUAACAUUGAGAAAUUAGCACUACAAAGAUUGAAUAAUUCAAGAAGCAUAAUUAGAUUGUUUUUUACUUUUCAAGAUGAAGCCAGCUUAUAUUUCCUAUUAGAGUACGCCCCCAAUGGUGAUCUUCUUUCCCUUAUGAAGAAAUUUGGUUCUCUUAAUGAAGAAUGUUGCUGUUAUUAUGGUGCACAAAUCAUUGACGCCAUAAAAUUUAUGCAUUCAAAAGGUAUUAUCCACAGAGAUAUUAAACCUGAAAAUAUUUUACUGGAUAAAGAUAUGAAAGUUAAAAUAACAGAUUUUGGUACAGCCAAGAUAUUAGAUAACAAGCCUCCAGGAACAUCAUAUGACCUACUUACCAGAUCAAAAUCUUUUGUGGGGACUGCAGAAUAUGUUUCUCCUGAACUACUUAAUGACAAUUAUACAGAUGCUCGUUCGGAUAUUUGGGCAUUUGGAUGUAUUGUAUUUCAAAUGAUAGCAGGGAAACCACCAUUCAAAGCUACCAAUGAAUAUCUAACUUUCCAAAAAGUUAUGAAAGUCCAAUAUGCAUUCACUGCAGGUUUUCCUACAGUGGUAAGAGAUUUAGUGAAGAGAAUCCUGAUCAAGGCUCCAGAACAAAGACUUACCAUAGAGGCAAUUGAAAAACAUCAUUUUUUUAGAAGUAAGAAUUUUCAAGAUUCAUCAAUUUGGAAUGACCCUGCACCUGAAAUCCAACCAUAUAAGAUUAAUGCUAAAUCGAUGCAAGCAGUUCCACAACUAAAGGAUAUUCCACUUCCAAAAAGAAUAGUAAGUAGUUUACCCAAGAAGACAAUUCCUAGACCUUCAUCGGCAACAUCACCGUUGGUGACGAGGGUAAACACAGACUCAUCAUCUCAUUCUCUAACGCCUCAAUUGAAAAAGGGUCCCAAAAAAGUGCCUGACGAAAGAACUAGAGAGAUCUUAGAAAAUGCAAGAAAGGGCAUUAAUCAAAGGAAAAAAAAUUUAAAGCAACGAGCACCAAGUGGUGCUGCGUUGGCAGCAUCUGCAGCAUUAACCAAAAAUACUUCCCUUUUUGCACAUAAGAAAUCUCCAAAAUCUGCAUCUACAACAAAAGUUAAUUUGACAUCGUCGUCAGGUGGCAAAUCCUCACAAAACGCAACCAUCCAUCAACCUAGAACUCCUAACCCAGAACAGCACACGGAAUCCGUAAGUUCACAACAUACUGAUAGUAUCAAUAAAUCAAGAGAAAGCACUCCAAACUUAAAUGGCGCCAAAAAAUCACCUCAAAGAACUGUUUCUGCAUCCGCAUCUUCACCGGCACUACCGAUUAUCACACCGCCUGCAACACCGAAACCUCGUGCAGACAUAUAUCAACAGUUUCUUAACAAGACCGAUAUUCAGUGGUCAUUCUAUUUGGAAAGCAUCGAUGAACAUGUAAUGUUGACAGACGAAUUUACAAUUGCAGUCAUGGACAAUGAACUUUUUGAGAAACGUCUUCACAAAUUUCAUGCCAACCUAGUACUACCGCAAACACUUGGUAUUCAGAAAACUACCCUUUUAUCUCAAGUUGUUAGAGGCGGUGCGACAGGGUUUAGAAAUGAUGAUAGUAUUAAUUUAACUCCAGAGAGUAACUUUUACGAACAUCAUAGUUUUGAUCCAGAUCUGAUAGCAGACGACUAUAUGAUCCCCACUGGUGAUAUCUCUGCACUACUAACAAACAAUUUUAAUUUAGCACCCGUUGAAGAAGAACAGCCCCCUAAGGGAGAACAAACUAACGCUCCUAAUAUGAAUAAUGAAAAUUCAGCAUUCACAGGAAAAUUUAAAAAAUUAUUUCAACAUUCAAGAUUGGGCACUCAAACAGAGACAACUCCACAAGAUAGAUGUUAUAAGAGACUAAUAAUUUUAACUAGUUUUGGCCGCUGUCUAAUAUUUGUAAAGAGGAGGACAGUAAAUGCUGAUACCAACCUACUUUAUGAUCUCUCAUGCGAAAUAAAGUUAUGCGAGAUUGGCUGUGAAAUUAAGGAAGUUCUUCCUCCACCUUCAACUACUAGUGGGGCUACUACUACAAGUAAUAACUUGAUAGUUAUUCACACUCCCUAUAGAUCAUUCAUUCUUGGAAGUGAAAAUAACGAUCAUUCUUUAUGGUUUAACAUGUUUAGCCAGUGUAUUAAACUUGGGUUUGAAAAUAAAUUGAAACAUAAAUCUAAGAAGAGUGAACCCCAUUUCGAACCAGAUUUACAAAAUGAUCAAUGUAAAAGUUCACAAUCAGCAAAUAUACUUUCUCCGAAACCUCCCAGAUUCUUAAAUCCAAUAGUGACCAAGAAUGAUGUCUUCACAGAUAACAGUCCUUCGACACCUUCAAGUAAAUCAUCUCCUUCGACACCUGAAUUGCGGAAAAAUUCUUUUUCCAAAACAUUGAAGAAUAACACUAAUAGAACAAGUCGUAUCUUUAAUGCUUUUGUCAGUUCAAGAGAGAAAACAGGGAAAAAGCAUGGUGUCACUCCAGUUCCAUCUUCUGGAAAUUUGGUCAAUGGGUUACCAAACAAUGCGGCAAAGGCCAUUUUUGGGCUAGGUUUGAGCGAUAGUAGUAAUUACUCUAUUGAAAAGACUAACACGGAAACAUCAUCAUCAUCAAAGUCUAAUAUUUCCAGAAGAACAGUAAGCUCUAGUGGCUCCCGUUUACUAAAUAUAAGUGAGCAAGAGUUUAGGCCAAAUAAGCACUGA
Molecule: messenger RNA, 3351 nt
Organism: Naumovozyma castellii
Lineage: Eukaryota; Fungi; Ascomycota; Saccharomycetes; Saccharomycetales; Saccharomycetaceae
Gene: PKH2
Product: serine/threonine protein kinase PKH2
Exons: 1
Coding region: 1-3351 (1116 amino acids)
Source: RefSeq, a predicted model, not a curated record